AUGAAAAUAAAGCGAAUAACCAAGUCACGUCGUAACCAAAUAUCUUCUGCGCCACCAAGCUCGAUUAUACAGCCGCAGCAGCAACAAGAAAGUGUUGAACAAUUUUCUUCUAUAUUACCACAGCUUCUUGACGGCCCUGAAGUUACUGAGGAGCAAAAACAACUUAUUUUAAAGCGUGUUCUAGAAGUAAGGUCAAAGUACAAUGCUUUCGUGGAAAGAGACGUUUGUCAAAAGGUGAAAACAAUUUUAUUCGCUUCUGAUUUGACAGAAGAUGAAGCGCGAUUGGCUUUGUCAAUUUGUGAUGAUAAUGAACAAGACGUACUCAACAGACUUUCUGGAAAGAAUGCACGAAAAUUUCGUAAUAUGUUAAAACCAGCAUCUCAUGAUGUUGCGAAUUGUAUUGAAGAAAGUAAUUCAAUUUCUGAAGAAGAUUCGGAUCAUUUUGAUCUUUUAGAAAAUAUCACCUUUCCCUAUCGUCUUCUAUCUACUCCAACUACCAUUCUUAGUCUUGGUAGUUAUCAUAAAUCAACAGCUGCAUGGUGGUCGAAUCCAGGAUCUUUAUAUCAUCAUCCCAUUCCUAUCAAUUAUAAAGCCAUGCGUGUCGAAAAAAAUAGGACUUUCAUUAUGUCCAUCAAUGAAGAUCCCGAAACCGGGAACCCUCGUUUCACCGUAACCGAUCAGGCGACGAAUGCUACAUUUGUAGGAAGUACUCCCACAAAGCCGUGGACGACAAUUUGUAUUUCGUACAAGGGUUCAAGAACAACUCGUAUCUCAGGACCAUUAUACUUUGGAUUUUCUGAUCCUACGUUACAGCAAUUAUUAACAAACAUGGUUCGAGAAAGUGACAUAAACGAGUAUUAUUAUCGAUUCGUUGGAGAUGGUGAAUCAUUUUGCGCAGACCGAGAAUGGAAGGACGAAGAAAGACAAUUAUUGUUAACGGAGAUUCGUCGAUAUUGUGAUAAUAUGGCUGUUGGCGAUAAUAAGGAGGGAAUCAAUACAUUUCCAUUUGGAUUAGUUGCUCGUAAUAUUCCUAAUCGAACCGGAUUUCAAUGUCAAUAUGAGUAUAAUCAAUUGGUUACUUCGGGUCAUAUUACUGAAUUUGAUGAAUGUCCAGUGCAAUCAUUACGUGUAAAUUAUGAUAAGCUUGUCAAGUCAUUGGCCUCUAAUGGUCAAAUGAAGCGCGCAAGAAAAUUUUCUGGACAAAGUCAGGUCGAUUCCUGGGUUAAAAAACCCGUUAAUGGACCUAAUCCAUGGAAUCCGUUACCAAAUAUGAAAGAUUCGAUCACUUUAGAGCCAAUGAAUGAACCUGCUAUUUCACCUGAUGGAUAUGUUUGUGAUUAUCAAACUUGGACCAAAAUUCUUAGAUCGCCCGAAUCGAAAGAUACUUGCCCGUUCACCAAGAAACCAUUAUCUCGUCGCCAAUUGAUCAAGUUGACAUUCGACAACAUUGCAGAAUAUGUGGAUAAAAUACGCGAAUCUUAA
Molecule: messenger RNA, 1482 nt
Organism: Funneliformis geosporum
Lineage: Eukaryota; Fungi; Glomeromycota; Glomeromycetes; Glomerales; Glomeraceae
Source: the annotation of a GenBank genome assembly